Molecule: messenger RNA, 689 nt
Organism: Raphanus sativus (radish)
Lineage: Eukaryota; Viridiplantae; Streptophyta; Magnoliopsida; Brassicales; Brassicaceae
Product: glutaredoxin-C8
Exons: 1
Coding region: 60-473 (137 amino acids)
Biological process (GO): anther development; negative regulation of DNA-templated transcription
Cellular component (GO): cytoplasm; nucleus
Source: RefSeq, a predicted model, not a curated record
UCUCUCUCUCUCACACACACACACACACACACUCCAUCUCUCUAACUUAGAAAGACAAAAUGCAAUACAGAACCGAAACUCGUAGCUCGUUGUCGUCCUACAACAAGGUUAACAACAUGGGAAUGUUUCCAUCGGAUACUCUGGCCAGGGUAGAGUCCAUGGCUGCUGAAAACGCGGUGGUUAUAUUCAGCGUGAGCACUUGCUGCAUGUGCCACGCCGUCAAGGGUCUCUUCCGCGGAAUGGGAGUAUCUCCCGCCGUCCACGAGCUGGACCUACACCCUUACGGAGCAGAUAUCCACCGAGCUCUCCUUCGUCUCCUCGGCUGUUCCAACGGCGCUUCCACUUCUCCCGGGGGACUUCCGGUGGUUUUCAUCGGUGGGAAGAUGGUGGGAUCAAUGGAGAGAGUGAUGGCUUCUCAUAUCAACGGCUCACUCGUCCCUCUUCUCAAAGAUGCUGGUGCUCUCUGGCUCUGAUCCCAACCUAAGUCCACAACCGUUUUUUUGUCUUCUCUUUUUAUGUUGUUGUUUUCUAAAUCUUUUGUGGGUUUAAGAACUAAAAAAGAUUAGGUUAAUCAUCAUAGUGUUGAAUUAGAGACAGUGAGGGGGAGAAGUGCGUUUGUAUUAAGCAUAGCUUCUUGUAUCCGUCUUAAUCACACUAUAAUAUAUAAAUUUAGUAAUCUCGUUUUACAA